GAAACCUCACGCGAUUGGUCAGUAAGCGCACGUUCCUCGAAACACUUCCUGCCAAGCCUCAACAGAGAAAGCGUCCCAUGAAGUGACAACCGCGUUGUCCGGUUAUAACAGCUCCUGUUUAAGUGGCAGAUGUGGAGCAGAAUAUUGAGUCCUCGUGUGAUCGGAAGAACAACACUCUGUUGGAGGAGUCUCUUCACUAUGAAGCUGAAGACCAGUGAGUUCCAGUCGGUGAUCUCUGAUGGACUGAAUGGACUAGCGGAGGUGUUUGAGAAGCACCAGCAUGAGCUGAGGAUAGCUGGAGGUGCUGUGCGAGACCUGCUGUCCGGGACGCAGCCCGAAGACGUGGACUUUGCCACCACAGCCACUCCGGAGGAGAUGAAGCGCAUGUUCCAGAAAGCUGGCAUCAGGAUGAUCAACAACAGAGGAGAGAAGCACGGGACCAUUACAGCGAGACUCCACAAUGAGAACUUCGAGGUGACCACGUUGCGCGUGGACGUUCAGACGGAUGGCCGUCACGCAGAGGUGGAGUUCACCACUGACUGGCAGAAAGACGCCGAGCGGAGAGACCUCACCAUCAAUUCCAUGUUUUUAGGCCUAGACGGCACAUUAUAUGACUAUUUCAAAGGAUACGAAGACCUGCAGAAUCGCAAAGUUCGGUUUGUUGGCAGCGCUGAACAAAGAAUCCAGGAGGACUACUUGAGAAUACUGCGCUAUUUCAGAUUCUACGGCAGGGUGGCCCUGGAGCCUGGCGCUCACGAGGCCGAGACGCUGGCUGCUAUUCGGGAGAACGGCCGCGGACUAGCAGCCAUAUCGGGAGAACGGAUUUGGAUGGAACUGAAGAAGAUGGUUGUUGGUGGCCAUGCCGCUCAUCUGCUGGAGCUAAUGUACAGUCUGGAACUGGCCCAGUACAUAGGUUUACCUCCAGGUGGCAACGUUGAGGAGAUGAAGCUAGUGUGGCAGAACGCCAAAGACAACUCUCCCAAGCCCAUGACCAUCCUGGCCGCUCUCUUCCGCCGCCCGGAGGAGGUGGAAAGGAUGGACAUCCGGCUGAAGGUGUCCAGGGAGGAGAAGACUCUGGCUCUGUUCCUGGUGAAAUACCGGCGGGAGCUUUGCAAGAGCGAAGACGAGCCGGACAGCCUCAAACCCUUCACCGACUUUAUCUUCGACAGUCGGGAGCUGGACUCUCAGAGUAAAGUGUGUGAGCUGCUGAAGUACCAAGACGAGGGGAAGCUGCUGUCAAAGCUCAGCGGCUGGUCCGUCCCCCGCUUCCCCGUCAGCGGUCACGACCUGAGGAGGCUGGGGGUCACGACGGGGAAGGAGAUAGGCACCACAUUGCAGGAGCUCCGCGACAUCUGGAAGAAGAGUCGCUACCAGAUGGACAAAGAUGAACUCCUCAGUCACAUCCAGUCUUAAAUGAGGAGGGGAGGUAAUUGUGCCUCCUUACAGAUAUGGAUUGAGCAGAUUGCGGCACAUUGUUUAGAGGGCGCGAGAGAAGAGAAGACUGCAAGAAAUGAGAAAUGCGUAGUUGUUGACGAAUGCAAUUUCUUUCCAAGUUUUGUUGUCUUGCAUCGCCAUGUGAAGAGAUCACACACAUGCACUCAGCAGCACGGCUGCCACCUUUUUUAUGAGUGAAUGUGUACAAUUACAUUAUUACAGAGCUCCAUGUAAAUCCAUUGGCUAAGCAGCUGUUAUGCUCAGUUACUAUCAACAAUAUUAAUUGUUAAAUUCAUAUUGAAAAGCAGAAGUUUGGUUUUGAUUUGUAUUUUUAUUCCUUUGCUGUGCUUUCUGUAAAGAAACUGUUCGUUUAAAAAAAAAAGAAAAAAAAGACAUGUUUUAUUGAAAAGACUGACUCUUUUUGUUUAAGUGCAUGUAGUGCAGAAUACAAUGUUUAUAUCUUA
Messenger RNA from Cyclopterus lumpus (lumpfish), 1898 nucleotides. RefSeq names its product tRNA nucleotidyl transferase, CCA-adding, 1 (gene trnt1). NCBI's taxonomy places the organism in Eukaryota, Metazoa, Chordata, Actinopteri, Perciformes, Cyclopteridae. Gene Ontology annotation, biological process: RNA processing. The transcript is spliced from 8 exons. The record is from RefSeq and is a predicted model, not a curated record. Gene Ontology annotation, molecular function: RNA binding; nucleotidyltransferase activity. Bases 130 to 1413 code for a protein of 427 amino acids.